AUGGAUAUUGAAGAUGUAAUGAAUAAAUUAUCAUUAAAAAAUAAAAAAGUUUUAAAUAGAUCAUCAGAAUAUUCAAGACUAAUUAAAGUUAAAAGACCGAUGGGCUUGGGUCCUCUUGAAAUGUGUAAACCUGGCGCUUGUAUUUUUGUUGCCUGUAAAGAACUAUCAAUAGAAUUAAAUAAAAGCCAAUUAGUAAGAGUUCUUGGAACAAAUGAUAAAUUAUUUGAACAAUCAAUUCUUGCUUUGUAUACAAUUUUAGGUAAAAAAAGACCACCUUAUUCAAUAGUAGAAAUUUCAAAUACAUUUAAAUUAAAUUCAACAAUUUGUGAAUCAAGUGAAAAUUUAUUAAAACUAUAUAGAACUAAAAUAUUAGGUGGUAUUGAAGAAGUUCAAAGUCAAUUUACCAAUAUUGAUGAUGGUAUAUUUUCAGCGGCAUCAGUUUAUAUUAUGACACAACAACAUUCAAUAAAUAUUGAUCAUACUCUAUUACUUAGUUUGGUUGAUUGUUCACAAGAAACAUUUCAAAGGGCAAUGAAUGCAAUUACCCAAUGUUGUUAUCAAGGUGAAAGUAUUGUUAAACUAAAGAAAACUCCACCUAAAAAUAAACAAAAUACAAUUUUAAGAUCACCAACUUCAAUUCUUAUAUCAUCAUCAUCAACUUUAAAUAAUACAACAACAAGUACAACUACAACAGCACCAAAAUCACCAAUACCAAUUCCAUCAUUAACUCCAAUAUCACAAAUUAAGAAUUUAACUACCAAACCUAUAGUUUCACCAUCAUCCUCACCAUUAUUAUCAUCUAUUUCCCCACCUAAAGUUUUGGCUACACCAACAUUAUCAUCAUCAUCAUCAUCAUCAUCAUCAUCAUCAUCAUCAUUAUCGCCACCAUUAUCAUCAAAUCCAACUACUGAUUUGUCAUCCACUAAUGAACCAAUUGUCUUUAAUAUUUCAUCUGAAUUAUUACCUAUACCACCCACUACCACUUUUAAAAAUGAUGGAAAUGAAAAUAAAAAUAAUACUAAAAAUUGUAAUAUUGAAAUAAUUGAAGAGAUAUCGAAUGUUGAUGAAUCACCAUUUAAUGAUAAUAGUGUAAAGAAAAUUGAACAAUCCAAUCCAAAUAUUAGUAAUAAAAAGAGAUCUAGAGACGAACUUGAAAAAGAAUCUGAACUUGGGAAAAGCCAACCACCACAACCACAACAACAACCACAACAACAACAACAACAACAAAAAGAAAAGAGUGUAAAAAAUAAAAUAAAUGAGGGUGAUCUAACGUUAGAACAAGAACGUCUACUAAUUAAAAAGAAAAAAGAACAACAAUUUAAUGAUUGGAAAAAUUCUGAUUUUGCCAAAUCAAAACCUACUCCAGUCAAUGCUACAAAACAAUUAACUUUGGAUUCUUUUUUUAAAUAG
Molecule: messenger RNA, 1410 nt
Organism: Dictyostelium discoideum AX4
Lineage: Eukaryota; Evosea; Eumycetozoa; Dictyosteliales; Dictyosteliaceae
Gene: orcF
Product: origin recognition complex subunit 6
Exons: 3
Coding region: 1-1410 (469 amino acids)
Biological process (GO): DNA replication
Cellular component (GO): nucleus; nuclear origin of replication recognition complex
Molecular function (GO): DNA binding
Source: RefSeq, a predicted model, not a curated record